CAACCAGAGCCUACUCUGACGUAUACGCUUGAGUAGUGCAUUGUGCAUCUGGAACUUGUCGCCAUCACAUUUGGCUUUUGUGUCUAGCACUUUAACGCCACGUUAAUUGACUCAUUUAAAUGUCUGUGAGAUUUCCCAGUGUAACGUUACCAUGUUAUAUGUCGGUAAAUAUGUGUAGCAGCGUCGUAAUGUUGUAGCUGUGUCAUUUUCAGCCUUGUACAGGGAGACUAAUCUUGCGAGUAGCAAGGUUAACCCAAGGAGCGGGCGCUGGCUGCUUCCGAACGCUAACGCUAGUUAGCUUGUAACUCCGCUAAACAUUCGAAGUUAAGUACAAAUUUACGAUUUGUUGUGUCGCCCUGGUAGUGUUCUCUAGCUAAGGAAGCUAGCCGUAAGUUCGUUGGGGAACCCAGAAGAUCUUGCCCCUUUCUUUCUAGCUAACUAAGCUAGCUUGGGACCUGAGAAGAAAGUCUGUUAAACUGGAGCUGACACCGUCACAUUUCCUUUCUUUGACACGCUGCUCGGCGUGACCAGCCAACAUGUCUGAGGGCUCCGAGAACAAGCAGGCCCCGGACGUGGUCCAGGAAGGCAAGCCUGAGCCGAUGGCCGCUGCGGCCAGCCAAGGCGUGUCAUCGGUGUCACCACCCGUGUCGGUGGUGAACCAGCCGGCCGCCGCCGCCACGGAGGACGAAGAAGAGGAAAGCGAGGACGAGUCUGAGAUUUUGGAGGAGAGUCCGUGUGGACGUUGGCAGAAGCGCAGAGAGGAGGUGAAUCAACGAAACGUACCUGGCAUUGAUAACGCCUACUUGGCCAUGGACACUGAGGAGGGAGUUGAAGUUGUGUGGAAUGAAGUUAUGUUUUCAGAAAGGAAAAACUUCAAGUUACAAGAGGAAAAGGUCAAGGCGGUGUUUGACAAUUUGAUCCAGCUGGAGCAUUUGAACAUUGUCAAGUUCCACAAGUACUGGGCUGACGUCAAAGAGAACAGAGCCCGGGUCAUCUUCAUCACAGAGUACAUGUCGUCGGGAAGUCUCAAACAGUUUCUGAAAAAGACGAAAAAGAAUCACAAGACCAUGAAUGAAAAGGCUUGGAAGCGCUGGUGCACACAGAUUCUGUCUGCUCUCAGCUACUUGCAUUCCUGCGAACCGCCCAUCAUUCACGGCAACCUGACCUGCGACACCAUCUUCAUCCAGCACAACGGCCUCAUCAAGAUUGGCUCAGGUAGGAAGGAGACUUUGACCGUUGGGAAUGUAUUGCCCCGUUCAAACGACGGACCUCUUCUCUUUCUUUCAAUUGUUCUAGUGGCUCCAGACACUAUUAACAACCAUGUAAAAACGUGUCGGGAAGAGCAGAAGAGCCUUCACUUCUUUGCUCCAGAAUACGGCGCUGUCGCCAAUGUCACCACUGCAGUGGAUAUCUACUCCUUUGGAAUGUGCGCCUUAGAGAUGGCAGUGUUAGAGAUCCAAAGUAAUGGCGAUUCGUCCUACGUUUCCCAAGAAGCCAUAAACAGUGCCAUUCAGUCCCUAGAGGACCCCUUGCAACGGGAAUUCAUCCAGAAGUGUCUGCAGGUGGACCCGGACAAGCGUCCCACCGCCAGGGAGCUCCUGUUUCACCAGGCUUUGUUCGAGGUGCCCCUGCUCAAGCUGCUGGCCGCUCACUGCAUCGUCAGCCACCAGCAUAUGAUUCCAGAGAACGCGUUAGAGGAGAUGACAAAAAACAUGGACCCCAACCUGGUGAUUGUGGAGGGCAAGGAGGCCGUUCAGAUGAAGCUGUCGCAGUUUCCUGCCCUUGAGCUGGACAAGUUCCUGGAAGACGUUAGGAAUGGGAUCUAUCCCUUGACGGCGUUCGGCAUUCCGUGCCCGCAACAACCUCAGCAGGAGGCGGUGAAGUCGCCCAUCGUGCCGCCCUCUGUCAAAACGCCCACCCCAGAACCUGCAGAACUUGAGACCAGGAAGGUGCUUCAGAUGCAGUGCAACAUUGAGCCCGUGGAUGAAGGCGCCAAGCAUCAUCUGACUUUACUGCUCAAACUUGAGGACAAACUCAACCGACACUUGAGCUGCGAUCUUUUACCAAAUGAGAAUGUGCAAGAGUUGGCCGUGGAGCUUGUUCAGCUCGGCUUCAUCAGCGAGGGCGAUCAACCUCGUCUGGCGUGCGUUCUCGAAGAGGCCUUCUCUAAGUUCUACAGCCGCAACGGUUCCCUCAACCCUGUGACAGUCUCCUCGUAGCAGCGGAAGCCGCCUCGGCGGCCCGGCCCGGCCGCCGUCUCCUCCCUCCUCCUAUUUCACAGAGGAGGAAAGCCUUGCUCUGACUGCGACCCCUCGCUUCAGUCUUUCUAUAUUCUGGUGAGACGAAGCUACCACUCAGUGGUUCUCUCCCUCUCUCUCUCUUUCUCUCCUCCCCCCUUUUUUAUUUUAUUUUAUUCUUCCCUCCUAUUCAGUACAGCCAUCAAGGGUCGUUGCAAGAAGAAGGAAAGAAAAAAAAAAAAAAAACGUUUCGCGUUGGGGCUUGUUUCAUUAAUGUAAAAGUUAUAAAAGGUUUAACUGCGAAAAAGCAGUGUUUUUCCAUAAGUCAGUAUUAAAACUGUGUUUUUAACAUUUUUACUGUUAAAUAGUGAUCUACCCCCAUCCAGAUUGCUGAAACGUUGUCAAAGUCUCAGCCUCGGAUCAUAUUUAAACCCGACGGACUGCUUCCCUGUCGUACUUAAGCCAGUUGGAGAAAACGUGGAGUCGUAUUAGUCAAAAAAAUAUCCCAACAAUUUAUUUGUGCGUGACUGUAAUUCACUUACAGCGCUAUUGUUGCAGUUGCUUGUUCUGAAUGUAACCUUCUAUUCGCCCUUUUCUCAAAACUAUUAUUAAAAAAAAAAAAAAAAAAAUCCUAAACCCCCCCACACAUACCCCAAAUCUCUUGCCAAAUUAGAAAUCCCGAAUUCCGUCAAGUCCACAUGGGAAAACAGUUCUCAAGUGGCGCUCUUUGAAUUGACGCUGUUACUUUCUCGACAAGCUCAUGACUCGUUCUGAAGUCCGUGAAGGUGGCAUUCAUUUUACACAAGAGGCUGCUGCUGUUCCAUCAAUGUGAACAUUAUGAUCAUUUUAUUUUUUUACACUGCUCCGCUCUGUACGUGCUUAGCUAGUUGGCGAGAAUUAACGCGAGCGAGUUUUCCAUCAAGUCUGUGAACUAUUUCAAAUGUCUGUGGCUGCGAAUGGUCGGCGGGUGUCUUCGAAAGCGGCACAUUUUGCACUUUUCUCUCCACUCGUUUGUUACUUUUGAGGUGAAAACGUCCCGCAGCCUCCCAAAACAUCCAGAAUUGGCUAAAUAGGGGAAUAUUUCUGUUGCCUUUGCUGCGACUGUCUCACAGGGUGUGUACAGAUUUGCAGUGUUUUCUUGACACUCACUGCUAUUUCUGCUAGCUCUUGGUUUGCCCCCCCCCCCUUUUUUAUUUUUCACCCCCUGAAAAUUAAAAACAAACAUCACUAGUCAGCAAUUA
Messenger RNA from Syngnathus typhle (broad-nosed pipefish), 3478 nucleotides. It is a transcript of the gene nrbp1, whose product is annotated as nuclear receptor binding protein 1. The transcript has 17 exons. Gene Ontology annotation, molecular function: ATP binding; protein kinase activity. The record is from RefSeq and is a predicted model, not a curated record. Bases 537 to 2219 code for a protein of 560 amino acids. Gene Ontology annotation, cellular component: cytoplasm; endomembrane system. Gene Ontology annotation, biological process: endoplasmic reticulum to Golgi vesicle-mediated transport; intracellular signal transduction; protein phosphorylation. NCBI's taxonomy places the organism in Eukaryota, Metazoa, Chordata, Actinopteri, Syngnathiformes, Syngnathidae.